AUAUAAAACUUUGAAAAGGAGGGCACCUCCCCACCCAGGUCAAGACUGGGCCGAUUUCAGGCAGUCCUUUCAGACUCUUUCUCUCCCAGACAAAAUUGGGAGCCCCUGCCCCCUUUUCCUCCUCUGCCCAAACCCAUCCACAGGCAGCUGUUGCAUGUCUGUUGGCCCUGUCGCUCUCCCGGGUUAGCGCUUUAUCUGUGCCAAUCCAAUAAGACCUCCAUCACUUCCUCUUCACCUCUUCCUGUUUUCCAAGACAUUUUCCUUUCGGAGCUUUGAAAGGCUGAGCAGGAGUGGCAGGAAGGAGCUGGUCCCCAUAAAAAUCCCAAAAGGCCCUUCGCCCUGCUAGUUUCUGCAGAUUUGGGUGCCACAACGGGGUGCGCAUUUCCUUUUUCAUCGUCCCUUUUUUGACCCCAUUGGCAAGGAGAACAAGACGGGCAGAACCGCACCUUGGAAACAUGUUAAAGGGGCCGAGUCGGACCCCUCAUCUUUUUCUCAUAGAAAAGCUCAGGACGAGCUGGCUGGUUCUUUGGGGUUUCUUGCGUCUGACCCCCCAGCCUGCCAUCUAAACUGUGGGUAGGGUGGUCCUAGUUCCUCUCUACCACUUCCCCCAUUUGGGCCUUCCCUGGAGCAGAAAGGUCAGGGUACGCCCUUGGCAUUGGGUAAAAUUCUGGGGAUUUGCCAUGGCUGGGGCCAUCGCCUCCCGCAUGAGUUUCAGCUCUCUGAAGAGGAAGCAGCCGAAAACCUUCACAGUUCGGAUUAUUACCAUGGAUGCCGAGAUGGAGUUCAACUGCGAGGUGAAAUGGAAAGGAAAAGACCUGUUUGAUCUGGUGUGUAGGACAUUGGGACUCCGUGAAACAUGGUUCUUCGGACUGCAGUACAUGAUUAAGGACACAAUAGCCUGGCUCAAAACAGACAAGAAGGUCCUGGACCACGAUGUCCCAAAGGAAGAGCCGGUUACUUUUCACUUCCUGGCCAAGUUUUACCCAGAGAAUGCAGAAGAAGAGCUUGUCCAGGAAAUCACUCAACACUUGUUCUUUCUACAGGUGAAGAAACAGAUCUUGGAUGAGAAGAUCUACUGUCCCCCAGAGGCAUCUGUCCUCCUAGCAUCCUAUGCAGUGCAAGCCAAGUACGGAGACUACGAUCCCAGUGUUCAUAAGCGUGGCUUCUUAGCUCAGGAGGAACUGCUCCCAAAACGGGUGAUAAAUCUCUACCAGAUGACUCCGGAAAUGUGGGAAGAAAGAAUCACAGCCUGGUAUGGUCAACAUCGAGGUAGAGCCAGGGACGAGGCAGAAAUGGAGUACUUGAAAAUAGCUCAAGAUCUAGAGAUGUACGGUGUGAAUUACUUUGCAAUUCGGAACAAGAAGGGGACUGAGCUGCUUCUAGGGGUCGAUGCUUUGGGCCUCCACAUAUACGAUCCAGAAAACAGGCUGACCCCCAAAAUCUCCUUUCCUUGGAACGAGAUUCGCAAUGUCUCUUACAGCGAUAAGGAGUUUACAAUAAAGCCUCUGGACAAAAAGAUCGACGUCUUCAAAUUCAACUCCUCCAAGCUGCGUGUGAAUAAACUGAUCCUUCAGCUGUGCAUUGGCAACCACGACCUGUUCAUGAGGAGGCGGAAGGCAGAUUCCCUUGAAGUCCAGCAGAUGAAAGCCCAGGCCAGGGAGGAAAAAGCCCGGAAACAGAUGGAGCGCCAGCGUUUAGCCCGCGAGAAGCAGAUGAGGGAAGAGGCCGAACGCACAAGGGAUGAGUUGGAGAGGAGACUUCUGCAGUUAAAAGAAGAGGCAACGAUGGCAAAUGAAGCUCUGAUGAGAUCGGAAGAAACUGCAGACUUGCUGGCUGAAAAGGCUCAGAUCACAGAAGAGGAAGCCAAACUCCUGGCUCAGAAGGCAGCAGAGGCGGAGCAGGAAAUGCAGCGGAUCAAGGCCACAGCGAUUCGGACCGAGGAGGAGAAGCGGUUGAUGGAGCAAAAGGUGUUGGAGGCUGAGAUGCUGGCACUGAAAAUGGCGGAGGAGUCUGAACGAAGGGCAAAGGAGGCUGACCAGCUCAAGCAGGAUCUGCAGGAAGCUCGUGACUCUGAGAGGAGAGCAAAGCAGAAGCUUUUGGAAAUUACCAGCAAGUCAUCCUACACACAGCCCAUGAAUGCAAGUACAACGGCUCUGUCCACUGAAUUGUCAACCUUUGGCAUUAUCAGCGAAAGCCUGUCCUUUGACUUCAAGGAUAACGACAUGAAGAGGUUGUCCAUGGAGAUAGAGAAGGAGAAGGUGGAAUAUAUGGAGAAGAGCAAGCAUCUGCAGGAGCAGCUGAAUGAGCUGAAGACCGAGAUCGAAGCUCUGAAGCUGAAGGAGAGAGAGACGGCCAUGGACAUUCUGCACAGCGAGAACCACGACCGGGGGAACAGCAAGCACAACACCAUUAAGAAGCCUCAAGCCCAGGGCAGAAGACCUAUCUGCAUCUGAGACUUCCAAGUAGCUUGUUCCAAGCUCACCUUGCAGAGCACCAAGUCCCGCGUGGCCUUCUUUGAAGAACUGUAGGACGCCCCGUUGCUCCUGGGACAGCUCUUGCCUAAGGGAACCUCCUUCGGAGGACUAGCCAUAACCGGAGAUCCAUCGCUUCUUCCCAGCUGGACUCCCUUUACGGAUGCAGUGAAUUGCUGGAGGAGUUUGCUGUGAAUCCUUGUAGUUCUUAAUAACCUCUGUGUAGCAGACAGUUAUGCUUCAGCUUUCUUCUUUUUCUUUCCAAGUGUUCGUAUUGGUUGUGACUUUGAUUAUGCCCCUACUGCCGGAGACUGGAUUUGAUACUGUUUCGUUCCUUCGCUCGGCCCUCCUCGCAGGAGCUAUGAAUGAGGCUUCCUCUUCAAGACGCAGAAACAGUUCCUUUCUCCCCCGGCUGGAUCUGACCCUCUUGGAAGCUCCCCUGGAAAGCAGCCGUCUGUUUCAUCAGCAAAAUUAAGGGCUUACAAGGUUCCCUAUGGAGCCUGAACUAAAUUCUUAAGUUUCGAUGGGCUUUCCCUCGAUUCUGGUGGACUUUGAAGGGGUUUACGUUGAAGCCAAGGAAGCCAGAUUCUCUUUGGGGUUCAUGCUCGGUGUGUAAAAGGCGUGUUUGAAGACCUGUUGUUCUAAUUGCAGGAUGUUGGUAAAGCAAGGAUUGAGGGAGUGGAAAUGGGGGAUAAUGUUAAACUGGGGUGGAAGGCGUUUAAAGGCCUAGAACAGUGUUUCUCAACCUUAGCAAUUGAAGAUGUCUGGACUUCAACUCCCAGAAUUCCCCAGCCAGCAUAGCACAGAGUUGAACUCCAGACAUCUUCAAGUUGCUAAGGUUGAGAAACACUGGCCUAGAAGGUGGAAGCUACACUGAACCUACCCCUACCCCUAGGAGCCCAGCCCCUGCCCUCUGGGAUUUUAAACAUUUUGAUAGCCCUGGCGUGUCUUUAUACAUUUUUUCUAUGCAACAUUGACGGUUGGAAAUCUGCUUUUUCAAAAGUAAACCGAGCACAAUACUGUAAUGGCUUCAUACUGCCUGGAAAAAAAAAAUUACAGAUCUAUAAUGUGGGACACACCAUUUUACCUGCAGGGGGAUCCCUGCUAGGAUCCAUUUCUGUUUUGCUUCUAGUCUUUUGAACUUUGGCCAUUUUUAAAUGUAAUGUUUGUACAGUACUUCUGUGAGACAUUAUCUCUUUUAUUAAAGUCUCUGCUCUUUUUCAA
Candoia aspera is the source of this 3695-nucleotide messenger RNA. RefSeq names its product NF2, moesin-ezrin-radixin like (MERLIN) tumor suppressor (gene NF2). Bases 681 to 2453 code for a protein of 590 amino acids. The transcript is spliced from 17 exons. The record is from RefSeq and is a predicted model, not a curated record. Gene Ontology annotation, biological process: positive regulation of protein localization to early endosome; negative regulation of cell population proliferation; regulation of cell shape. Gene Ontology annotation, cellular component: cytoskeleton; apical part of cell; adherens junction. NCBI's taxonomy places the organism in Eukaryota, Metazoa, Chordata, Lepidosauria, Squamata, Candoiidae. Gene Ontology annotation, molecular function: actin binding; integrin binding.